Messenger RNA from Solanum dulcamara, 3875 nucleotides. RefSeq names its product translation initiation factor IF-2, chloroplastic-like. Bases 375 to 3407 code for a protein of 1010 amino acids. The record is from RefSeq and is a predicted model, not a curated record. Gene Ontology annotation, molecular function: GTPase activity; GTP binding; translation initiation factor activity. The transcript is spliced from 13 exons. Gene Ontology annotation, biological process: translational initiation. NCBI's taxonomy places the organism in Eukaryota, Viridiplantae, Streptophyta, Magnoliopsida, Solanales, Solanaceae.
AAACCUUACCCGAAGCCUUAUCAGAAAUCCACAAAUUUGUAUAUCCGUUCAUUCCCUUCACUUUGAUUUCAAUUCCUUCUCAGCCACUCGCUCCAUACAAUCAUACAUCUCUGUCUAUCUCUGCACACACAACUAACACCAGCUAACUGUGUGUUGUUGGUAACUUAAUCCUCUUGGCUCUCUAUUGCUCUCUCACUCCUCAUUAGCCAAUUUAUCUUAUGCAAGAAUAAGGUCACUAAGGUUCUUGAUUUUUGAUAUUUGGAGGAGAAUUUUGGGAAGUGAAGAUUUUAGCUGCUGCAUUGUUAUUAGGUGGUUUUUGUGGGGAUUUGUUUGGGCAAGUCCAUGGUUGAGCUUUAAGUUAAGUGUACAGAGAAAUGAGUAGUAUGGCUUCCCUGGUGAGUUUGGGGAGUGUUUGUGGAUGUUCUUCUGGACAGUUUGAAGGGUCAUUCUCACUAGUUAGGAGGGUUUCUUUUUCUAAGAAGUUUGGAACCGUAAAUAGAAUUUGGGGAGGGAAAAGAUGGCGUUAUGUUUCUGUGUGUAGAUAUUCGGUCACCACGGACAUUAUUGCUGAUCAGGGGACAUCAAUUUCUCUUGAUUCCUCAUCCAGUAGUAAUGAUGAUGAUGAUGCUGAUCUCUUACUUAAGCCUGCCCCAAAACCACAAUUAAAACCUGGACCUAAACCUGGCCCUGUUUUAGGGAAUGGACCAGUCCUUAGCUCUGAUUCUGAUGGUGAAAAAAGAAAUCCUAUUGAAGAAGAAAGAAACAAGGUCAUUGAGUCACUUGGAGAAGCAUUAGAUAAAGUGGAGAAGCUAGAAACUAACAGAAAAACAAAUGUGUCGGUUAACAAGUCGUAUGCCAAUCCACGUACUUCACAAAGAAAUAGCAAGCCAGUUGAUUCUGAUGAUUCUUCCAACAGGAAGUCUAAAACUUUGAAGAGUGUUUGGAAAAAAGGGAAUCCGAUUUCUGCCGUACAAAAAGUUGUAAAACCACCCCCUAAACAGGAACCAAUGACUGAUGGUGGAAGGAAGAGUGAAUCCCAAACUGUUGCUCCUCUAAAACCCCCUCAGCCACCCCAGAAGGUUCAACCACAGUUAUUAGCAAGACCGUCUGUAGCUCCUCCUCCUCCUUUUAUCAAGAAACCGGUGAUAUUGAAGGAUGUUGGUGCUGGGGCGAAGUCCCCUCCCUCUGAUGGAAUUGAAUCUACUGGAAAGACCAAAGAACCUGAAUCAGCUGGAAAGACCAAAGAACGCAAGACAAUAUUGGUCGACAAAUUUGCCUCCAAGAAACCAGCUGUUGAUCCUAUGAUUGCUCAAGCGGUUUUAGCCCCUCCUAAAUUUGGAAAGAACGCACCUCCUGGUAAAUUCAGGGAGGAGUUCCGUAAAAAGACUGGUGCAUCUGGAGGACAACGCAGGCGUAUGGUUGAUGAUGGGAUUCCUGACGAGGAGGCAUCAGAGCUUGAUGUUUCUAUUCCUGGUAGAGCAAGGAAGGGAAGAAAGUGGACCAAGGCAAGUCGCAAGGCAGCCCGACUUAAGGCUGCUCAAGAGUCUGCACCUGUCAAAGUAGAUAUUCUAGAGGUUGGUGAAGAAGGAAUGCCGACCGAGGAGUUGGCCUACAACUUAGCUACUAGCGAAGGUGAAAUUCUUGGUCUUCUAUAUUCAAAAGGAAUCAAGCCUGAUGGUGUGCAAACUCUCAGUAAUGACAUGGUGAAGAUGGUUUGCAAAGAAUAUGAAGUAGAGGUUAUUGAUGCUGCCUCGAUUAAAGUGGAAGAGAUGGCAAGAAAGAAGGAAAUUUUCGAUGAAGAGGACUUAGAUAAACUUGAAGAUAGACCUCCUGUCAUAACUAUAAUGGGUCAUGUUGAUCAUGGAAAGACUACUCUCUUGGACCAUAUACGCAAGACCAAGGUGGCGGCUUCUGAAGCUGGUGGAAUUACUCAAGGAAUUGGGGCAUAUAAGGUGCAAGUGCCUAUUGACACCAAGCCCCAGAUAUGUGUUUUUCUUGAUACACCUGGACACGAGGCUUUUGGGGCAAUGAGAGCUCGUGGAGCAAGAGUAACAGACAUUGCUAUCAUUGUUGUAGCUGCCGAUGACGGAAUUCGGCCUCAGACAAAUGAGGCCAUAGCACAUGCCAAGGCAGCGGGAGUUCCAAUUGUGAUUGCCAUAAAUAAGGUUGAUAAGGAUGGAGCAAAUCCUGAGCGAGUCAUGCAAGAACUUUCCACCAUUGGUUUGAUGCCGGAAGAUUGGGGUGGUGACAUUCCAAUGGUUAAGAUCAGUGCUCUUAAAGGAGAGAAUAUAGAUGAUUUGCUGGAAACUGUCAUGCUUGUUGCGGAGUUGCAAGAGUUGAAGGCUAAUCCUCAAAGAAAUGCCAAGGGGACUGUGAUUGAGGCAGGUCUCGAUAAAUCUAAAGGACCUGUAGCAACAUUCAUUGUGCAGAAUGGUACACUGAAAGGAGGAGAUGUAAUGGUUUGUGGUGAAGCUUAUGGAAAGGUGCGGGCUCUGUUUGAUGAUAAGGGAAAACGUGUUGAUGAAGCUGGACCCUCCAUACCUGUGCAGGUGAUUGGACUGAACAAUGUUCCAUUUGCUGGUGACGAGUUUGAGGUUGUUGAGUCCCUUGAUAUUGCUCGUGAAAAGGCUGAAGAACGAGCGGAGUCCUUGUGGAAUGAACGUUUAUCAACAAAGGCCGGAGAUGGGAAAAUUACACUCUCUUCUUUUGCUUCUGCUGUUUCAGGAGGAACUGGUCUAGACUUGCACCAACUAAAUAUUAUUCUGAAAGUUGAUCUUCAGGGAUCCAUUGAGGCGGUCAGACAAGCUCUUCAGGUUCUUCCACAGGAUAAUGUCACUUUGAAGUUCCUACUGCAAGCUACUGGUGAUGUGACCGCCAGUGAUGUUGAUCUUGCUGUAGCAAGUAAAGCUAUUAUUUUUGGCUUUAAUGUUAGAACUCCGGGUUCUGUCAAGAGCUAUGCAGACAAUAAAGGUGUUGAAAUCCGACUAUACAAAGUUAUAUAUGAUCUUAUUGAUGAUGUGCGAAAAGCAAUGGAGGGACUUCUGGAAUCAGUUGAGGAACAAGUGCCAAUUGGUUCAGCAGAAGUACGUGCUGUGUUCAGCAGUGGUAGUGGUCGUGUCGCUGGAUGCAUGGUAACAGAGGGAAAAGUAGUGGAAGAAUGUGGUAUUCGUGUCACUAGAAAAGGCAAAGAAGUUCAUGUUGGUGUGGUCGAAUCUUUAAGACGGGUGAAGGAAGCUGUGAAAGAGGUUAAUGCGGGAUUAGAGUGUGGUAUUGGGGUUGAGGAUUUCGAUGACUUUGAGGUGGGUGAUAUUCUGGAGGCUUUCAACUCAGUUCAGAAAAGACGAACACUCGAAGAGGCCUCAGCAUCAAUGGCAGCAGCACUUGAAGAAGUGGGGAGAGGCCUUUAAAGAAACUAGAGGUGAAUAGCCUAAUAACUUUUUGCGUGCCAGUUAUAGUUGGGGUUAUACAUGGCUCCUCUCCUCGUGCGUGGGCUUAAUCAAUUGUUAGAGGAGUGGGAUGAUCAGUACAUCAUGUGGGUGAAUUUUGCCGGUUGCUUGUCAAACAUACUUGAUGCUGUAUAAGGUGAGCUGCAUAGAAUUGGCCAUUGUUAUGUGCUGUUGCAAUGUAUAUAGUGAUACAUAUCAUUUGAGUUCCUCUUUGUAAAGGGCAACAAGUCCAUCAUUUGUUUGAAUUGCUCAAGAUGAAUGAUGAUAACACAUGUAGUCAUAGUAGCAUGGAGAAAAGAAGUUCCAAUAUUGAAAAUCUUAGGAUGCUCUAGGUUAGAUGCGUCAUCUUGUAAACUCAAUAUCAUUCAAUUUGAAAUGAAAUUCAGAAAGCGAGGGAACAAGUAGUUCUACUGUUUCCAUUACAUGGUA